ACCCUGCUGCAGAUGUGGCGGCUGGAGCUACACAUGUUACCGGGUUGGAUAUAAGCUAGGAGAUGCUGUGGCUGCUGCUGCUCACCGUGCUAGCCCUUCUGCAUAACGCCCGGGCUAAAACCGUACAUGGCAGCUUUGACAGCGCCCUUGCGUGGCAUAACCGUGGGCAGCACAUUGUCACCUUUUUGUUCCACGGUGAUCAAGCUGUGCUUUGUGUCAGGAUCACCAAUGUUGCAGCCGCAGUUGGCAAAGAAGCCGCUAUCUACUUGUAUCAAGAUGAGGAAUGGGUGAAAAUGCAGAGGACUAUGGAGGAAUACAGCUGUCCCGAGAGGCUUUCGCUAGCGUACGUUUCAAUACCCUUGAAUCAAACAGAAUAUAACUACACCCUACCACAGAUUGUGUCCCCGAAAGCAUGGUAUGCCAUUUAUGCAGACAGAUAUACAUGCUUGAUGAGCUAUGAAGACCCUAACACAGAUGACAUAACAUUUGAAGUCACGCUACUGAAUCCUGAUGCAGCAGGGAAUCCAUUUGAUCAUUUUGGGGCAGAUGAAUCAGGACUACAUGAGUUCUUUUUCCUCUUGGUGCUGGUAUACUUCGUGGUCGCUUGUAUUUAUAUCCAAGCUCUCUGGCAGACUGUUAAGAAAGGUGGCCCGAUGCAUACGGUGCUCAAAGUUUUGUCAAAUGCACUACUUUUGCAGGCCGUGUCUGCCUUUGCAAAUUAUCUGCACUUCUCAAGGUAUGCUAAAGAUGGUAAAGGAAUACCUCUUAUUGGCAGUUUGGCCGAAUUGUGUGACAUAGCCUCGGAGGUGCAGAUGUUAUACUUGCUGCUAAGCCUAUGCAUGGGUUGGACUCUCAGCAGAAUGAAGAAAUCUCAGGGAAGGCCACUUCAGUGGGAUUCUACUCCCACAUCCACUGGCUUUGCUGUGGUGGCUGUCUCGGCACAGAUUAUUUUGCUAAUUUGGGAACAGUUUGAAGACACAGAUCACCACAGUUACCAUGCUCAUCGGAGCUUGGCAGGGACACUCCUUAUUGCAUUGAAAAUGUGCCUCGCUCUGUCACUGGCUUGUGGCUUGUACCGCAUCAUAACCAUGGAGAGGAACACAAUGAAGAGACAGUUCUAUAUCACAUUUGCAAAAGGCUGCUUCUUGUGGUUUUUGUGCCACCCGUUUUUUGUGGCCAUUUCCUACAUGUUUAAUGAGUAUCAAAGAGAAAAGAUGAUAACGGUUGGCGUCAUCCUUUCCCAGUCACUUUCUAUGGUUAUCCUCUACAGACUUUUUCUGUCCCAUAGCCUUUACUGGGAAGUGUCCUCUCUUUCAUCAGUAACACUUCCCUUAACAGUAUCAUCAGGACACAAAAGUCGAUAUUACUCUUGACAUUGUCAAAUAUGGCAGCAUAAGGCUGUAGCCCACCAAUGGACUCCACAGCAUCAGGGAAGACUACAGUUUCUACAUGAAUAAUCCAUGUAGUAUUCUAUUGGAUUCCUCUAUUCAUAUGGUGCUAAAGGAUGCUUUGUUUUCCGGAACCUAGCAUGGAUUUGCGUACUCUGGUUUUAAAUUGGCAUCUGUGUCUUUGUGAGCUUAUAUGUGUAUUAGUGGGUGAAAACCAAUUAAUUCUUAAGACGGUUUAAUGUAAAAAUGGGUUAAGAAAUCCAUUGUGUCCAUUUGCAUUUCAACAUCCCAUUUCCUUUUAAGAUUUUGAAACAUUUAUUCCAGAAGACACAUAAUGGACUCUGCGCUUACGGCAACCAUGCCACUAUAGCUAAUUAAAUGAAAGAAUAAUGUUGUGAGCAUUGA
Messenger RNA from Spea bombifrons (plains spadefoot toad), 1793 nucleotides. RefSeq names its product G protein-coupled receptor 180 (gene GPR180). Gene Ontology annotation, biological process: response to pheromone; G protein-coupled receptor signaling pathway. NCBI's taxonomy places the organism in Eukaryota, Metazoa, Chordata, Amphibia, Anura, Pelobatidae. The record is from RefSeq and is a predicted model, not a curated record. Bases 63 to 1373 code for a protein of 436 amino acids. The transcript is spliced from 9 exons.